AGUAUUCCUUCUCUCCAUCUGUGCUUCCAUCCUACCUGUAACUGUCCACCUGUAAGGCCGUGGGAAGCUGCUGAGGUUAGAGGCCUGUGAAUCAAUGAAACAUGUCAACCCUACGCUUUGGACAGCAUCUCAUCAAGGCCUCUGCUGUGUUCCUGCAGACAGAGCUGUCCUUCGCUCUGGUCAACAGGAAGCCUGUGGUGCCUGGUCAUGUGUUGGUGUGCCCUCUCAGACCAGUGGAGCGAUUUCAGGAUCUUCAGCCAGAUGAGCUGACAGAUUUAUUCAGCACCACUCAGAGGGUCGCCAAACUGGUGGAGAAACACUUCAAUGCUACCUCACUCACCAUUGCUAUCCAGGAUGGCCCUGAAGCUGGACAAACCGUGAAGCAUGUCCAUGUCCAUGUGCUGCCCAGAAAAGCGGGGGACUUUGAGCGAAAUGACAGCAUCUAUGAUGAGUUGCAGAAGCAUGAUCGAGAAGAUGAGGACAUUCCCUCUAAGUGGAGAUCAGAGGAAGAAAUGGCAGCAGAAGCUUCAGAUUUAAGGAAACAACUCUAGACAUAAAAAAUGGUAAAGGAGAUAAACAACCUAUGCAGUUUAUAUCUUUUAAACUGCAUAGAUAAUAUUAUUGGACUAUGGUCUGGCCUAAAAUAUCUCACCAAUCACUAGAUUGAAUGUCAUUAAGCUUUGUACGGAAAUGUGACACCUCUGGUGUCUGACUUGUAGUGCCAUUAAUAGAUCAGGGUUUUAACGUUUUCUGGAAAUAUUUAAUAAUGAACACUAUUUGUGUAAAGGCAUACAAUUUAAAACAAAAUUAAAUGGUGAGCAGGAAAUGUG
This is a messenger RNA of Stegastes partitus (bicolor damselfish), 830 nucleotides long. It is a transcript of the gene fhit, whose product is annotated as fragile histidine triad diadenosine triphosphatase. Lineage: Eukaryota; Metazoa; Chordata; Actinopteri; Pomacentridae. The transcript has 6 exons. The record is from RefSeq and is a predicted model, not a curated record. Bases 102 to 551 code for a protein of 149 amino acids. Gene Ontology annotation, cellular component: cytoplasm; plasma membrane; nucleus. Gene Ontology annotation, biological process: purine nucleotide metabolic process; negative regulation of proteasomal ubiquitin-dependent protein catabolic process; intrinsic apoptotic signaling pathway by p53 class mediator. Gene Ontology annotation, molecular function: ubiquitin protein ligase binding; bis(5'-adenosyl)-triphosphatase activity.